CGAUAACAUUGAAAAGCGCUCUGGCCUGUAACAAUGCAUAAAAGAAAUCCACGAUGACUGUCAGCUGAUGAAAUGCCCCACACACGGUGCUGCUACUGCUCCGUCAAACUCUGCCCACUAUCUACAAAAUGACACCAGCUCUUCAUCAUCAUCAUCAUCACCAUCAUCACCAUCAUCACCAUCCUCAUCAUCGCAUCAGUACCUUACAUCUAUGAAACAGGGCUUUGGUGCUGGUCCAGUUUGAUCAGCUGCAUCAGAGUCAUAGUCUAGCAGUGUCAGUGUGUGGUUGCAGACAGAGGUCGCAUCUUUUAACCACUGAUGAGACCAGCGUCCUCUAAACAUCCUUCCAGAGCGAGAGCUGGAUGGUUGAAGUGUGAGUCUGCUUUGGGCUGAAGGAUGCUGCCUGGUUCGGUCUCUGCCGUGUUUUUCCUGUUGCUACGGCCGUAAAACGAAACAGAUGUUUUCCUCUUCGUGUGUAGCAGCUAAUUGGCUUUUGCAGCGCGCUGCCCUCACCGUGACAUUUGCUCUGUCUUAGUUCAGCGAGCCAGGAUUUACUCCACUUCCAUCUCUGCCCCCUCUGCCUGGGCGAGAGGAAAUCGUCGCUGACCUUUGACCCGUGCGUUUCGAUUCUGCGGCUCGAUCGCAUCCAACUAAGUCGAAACAGGGAUCCGUGCACAGUUUAUUUCAUCCAUGAUUAUGCAGCCGGUGUUUUGGUGAAAUAGCAAACUUUGCUCGCCAUUUGUUUACUGUGCGUCAGAUUGAAUUUACGUAGUAAUGUCUGAGUAAAAAGAAGAGUCACACGCCGGCGAGGUGGCAAACGGCAAAGCCUCGCAUUUGAAAACAAGGCAGCUCCUCGGAAAAUGAGUCACAGUGAUGAACAAAGGAAGUGCAGCGCUGCGUGUUGACUGAGAAUGUCCUAGUUGGACGGAGAGCGUAUACCGCUCAUGCUGCAGCUUAUUGUAUUGUACAGGAGCUGUGUUACACAUAGCUGAACUAAUCAAUUUUAAUCCCUCUGAAAUGCUGUAAGGAUUCUUACUGCAGUGGUUCUGAGCCGUGGUGCAGGUCAGGCCUCGGUUCUGGGAGAAAGGAACUCUGAAUUAAGGAUGAAUAAUAAUUAUGCAACGUUCUACACUCUUCUCUGUCCCUUCCACUCAUCACGCACCUCUAUCACCCACAGCCGACUACUUCACACAUCUGGACAUCUCUUAUUGGCCAGAUGUGCCAAUGAAAUCAUCAGCCGUCUUUUGUUUCUACUCUUGUCGUUGCCACCUUUGCUGGUCCUGUACAGCCCUACUUACACCAUCAUCCAGCUUUGUGCGCUGCCUUUGAGUGUGUCGCACGGUUCACCUUAUUCUAAACAUACUGUGAUUCGGCUUUUACUCCUGCUUUUACUGCACCUAUUAAAAGACAAAUGUAAUCAGAUAAACUGAGCCGAACACUGUCCGCUGUAUAAAAGCAGUGUGAGACGGUGGAGAACACUGGCUAUGCAGCAUGAACUGAGCAUUUAUACUGUACAACAGUGUUAGAGAACACUCACUAUAUAAAUACCUACAUUAUACAGUCGCCAGGACCAAAAGUAGUUAUUAAUCUGGAUAAAAACAGUGUCUAACAUAGAAACUACAGGUCAGUUCAAUUACUGGCCUCUUUGUUCCUUCACUUCCUGCUGACGCCUCUUGUGCGGCUCUUGCCAGUUGCAAUCUAGAAACAAUACUCAGCGGCUGCUGUAGCAAUCCAUAGAACCAGUUGCAGCCUGAUUAGUAAACAAACCCCUUGGAACACGUGCCCUAAUGCAAGAAACCUCUGUGCUUCCUGACUGUUUACACAAAAGGAUUAGAGCCACUAAUUCCCAGGCCAACGGCAGGUCCCUCACGUAGGCCACAGACACCUCCACGUUACGGGAUGUGGCUGGAGGGAGAAGGGGCAUUGUCUGGCUCGCUGAGAGGGAUCGACUCCACGGAUCAGCUGCAUGACCGGAAGUGUUGUUUCUCCAGAGGGAUCGUUUAGUGAGACAAAGAUGGAGACGGGGCGGCUCCGAGCCCCACAGUUCACACGAAGGAUGCGGUCAGAGACACGAGGCUCCGUUCAUCCAACAGACGCUUUGAGCUGCGUGCUAGUUCAACAUGCUAAUGUCCUAACACUGACUGUGAUUAAACACAAAUGCAAAUAUGUCCUAAGAUCUGCUUUCCUUAGGAUCUCUGGAAUCGGUUAAUUAGAUACGGUAGAUCGAUCGCACUGAUGACUCUGCCAGUUCUGCGAGUGGCGACCUGGAGUUUAGACUGGUUUUUCGCCAUCAAAGGCCGGUGGGGGCCAAGGUGUGUGCAUGCAUGGGAGCGAUAGGGACCCGCUGAGCACAAAGGAAAGUGUCUUUGUCCACUCCUAUAUUUCAUGCUUUGUGAAUAAAUGCCAAACCCAAGUCAAAGCACUUUUUGUAUUUCAUUGUAUUUUACAAAAAUCUUGAAUGGGGCACAAAAAUGAGAGCAAUGACAUAAAGCAACAAGACAAAGAAGUAAUGUUUCAAGAACGUCAAGUGUUCGAGAGCAGUCUUGAAGUACAAGCUGUUUCAAUAACCUCAGUACUCGAGUAUUUCCUUUCCCAAGCCUUAUUCAGAUUUAUUAAUGUGUCCUCGGAGUUUAGGAGAAAGGCUCAGACAGAAGUCUUUCUCCCGCGUGUUCGGGGUUAACAAUGUCGCUUGUUCAACACAUUGUACUUCUUGGAAUUAAAUCUUCUAUAAUAAUAUCCAAUCGAAUAGCACUGAUAACGCUUGAUGCAGGAAGCAAGCGUGUCAGAAAGCAUCUUAUCUCUUAGCGCGCAGACGGCACCUCACAUCCUCUUAGGCGACACACGCUGCAGAAACAGCCCGUGACUUAUUCCAACCUCGUGUGUGAGCUCAGCACAUGACAGAGGGGAGGAGACUGCGUUGUCGGGGCCCAGCAGUGAGCCUCCCGCAGCCAAUAAGAGCCUGACUGACCCCACCGCUUAGCACCACAGCGUCCCCGUCGUCCAGCUGUUUGAUCCGGGCGCCGGGUAACUUUAACUUUUCAGCUUCACUUUAGUCACUGGAAGCCGAUGAAGUGGGGCUGCGGAGCCACUGGCGACUCCUGGACUGUCACAGUGGAUACAGACCCACAGAUCACUUCUGGAGCGUCCGUGAGCCGUGUGCGGUGAUUCCUUUUUUCUUUCAUGCAUAUUCAGAGGCGCUCAGUCACAUCCAAUGAUGUCUGCGGCGUGCUAACGUGCCUCCGAGAGCGCCGCUGAUCUGCCGAGCUCCUCUGGUCGCGUUCGAGAGCUCCUGCCAAGAUCCCGACUGCAGAGGGUUCUAAAGCUGAAGAGGAGGAGAGGAGUUUGCUGAGCAAAAAUGGCCCCUGCUGUCGGCGGUCCUCAAGGCUACACACCACCUGAGGGUGGCUGGGGCUGGAUGGUGGUGGCUGGCGCCUUCAUCUCCAUCGGCUUCUCCUACGCCUUCCCCAAGUCCAUCACCGUGUUCUUCAAAGAGAUCGAGGUGAUCUUCAACGUGAGCAGCAGUCAGGUGUCCUGGAUCUCCUCCAUCAUGCUGGCCGUCAUGUAUGGCGGAGGUCCAAUCAGCAGCAUCCUGGUUAAUAAAUAUGGAAGUCGUCCAGUUAUGAUGGCUGGAGGAUGUCUGUCUGGAUGUGGCCUUGUUGCUGCCUCUUUCUGCAAUACUGUUGAAGCAUUGUACUUCUGUAUUGGUGUAGUGGGAGGUUUGGGAUUGGCAUUCAACCUGAACCCGGCCCUCACUAUGAUCGGAAAGUACUUUUACAAGAAGCGACCUAUCGCUAAUGGCAUCGCCAUGGCUGGCAGCCCUGUCUUUCUCUCCACCCUGGCCCCUCUAAACACCUGGUUCUUUGACAAGUUUGGCUGGAGGGGGAGCUUCCUAAUCCUCGGUGGCCUGUUGUUUAAUUGCUGCAUUGCCGGUUCCCUCAUGCGGCCCAUAGGACCAAAACCCAAGCCUGUGGAAAAGACCUCUGAGAGGAGGACGGCAAUGCAGACCAUCAACAGCUUCAUUGACCUCUCCUUAUUCAAGCACCGGGGCUUUUUACUUUACAUUGUGGGCAAUGUUAUCAUGUUUUUUGGCCUUUUUGCACCACUGGUGUUCCUUAGUAACUAUGCGAAAAGCAAAGACAUCCCUAAGGAGAAGGCCGCUUUCCUACUGUCUAUUCUGGCCUUUGUUGACAUGUUCGCCCGACCGUCAAUGGGCAUCGUGGCGAACACCAAAUGGGUUCGGCCCAGAAUACAGUACUUCUUUGCUGCCUCGGUGUUGUACAACGGUGUGUGUCAUGUGCUUGCUCCAAUUUCAGUCGACUACACAGGCUUCAUUAUUUAUGCCAUCUUCUUUGGGUUUGCCUUCGGCUGGCUGAGCUCAGUGCUCUUUGAAACCUUAAUGGACCUGGUGGGAACUUCUCGCUUCUCCAGCGCUGUUGGCCUGGUCACUAUUGUGGAGUGUGGCCCUGUAUUGUUAGGGCCGCCCCUGCUUGGGAAGUUCAAAGACAUCUAUAAUGAUUACAAGUACACGUACCAAGGCUGUGGAAUCCUCCUCAUCGUGUCCAGUGUCUUCCUGUUCGCUGGGAUGGGCCUCAACUAUCAUCUGAUCGACAAAGAGAAGAAAGAGGAGGAGAGACGCAGCAGGGUGGGAGGCAGAGAACAGAGGAGUAACAAAGACAACGCAGCAGAGGCCACAGAGGACACCGUCUAGCACUCUGUAGAGCACCCCCCAGUAUAAUGCUGACGCUUGGGUAAAACACACUUGAUAAACAUUCGUCUGUCUCACUGACACCACAGAAAUCCUAGUCUUACUUAUAUUGCCAUAUAAAAUACUUAUUUGCUUAUUAAAGCCAUUUAAACAAAUGAUAAAUCUACAAACAUACAGUACCUCUAAUAUUCAUAUAAGAACAUGUAUAUGUAUAUUGGUCAUAUUUAGUUUUGCUUAGCUCUUUAUAUUCUAAUAUUUUAACAGGACAGCGUUCUCAAUUUUAGUUAGUGUUACUGUUCAUUUAUUGUGACAUUUUAUUUGGUAUUUUAACCUUAAAUAAUCUAUGAAUAGAUUACCAGGGAACAUAUUCAGUGCCAAGCUUUAUUAUUAUUUCACACAGUAGAAAAGUGUAAUUCUGUAUUUACUUGUUGUAAUAAUGGAAAUGACUUAUUCUGCCAGUUUUUCACAAUUGUGUCAACAAUAUGACAUUAUGGCAAUCUGAUACUUUAUAUAAAAUGUGAAUAUGAAAUGUGGAAAUAAAAAAACUGUCCUUGGACAAAAAGAAAA
This is a messenger RNA of Betta splendens (Siamese fighting fish), 5272 nucleotides long. RefSeq names its product solute carrier family 16 member 1a (gene slc16a1a). Bases 3356 to 4708 code for a protein of 450 amino acids. Gene Ontology annotation, molecular function: monocarboxylic acid transmembrane transporter activity. The transcript is spliced from 5 exons. Gene Ontology annotation, cellular component: membrane. The record is from RefSeq and is a predicted model, not a curated record. Lineage: Eukaryota; Metazoa; Chordata; Actinopteri; Anabantiformes; Osphronemidae. Gene Ontology annotation, biological process: monocarboxylic acid transport; transmembrane transport.